Micropterus dolomieu (smallmouth bass) is the source of this 1680-nucleotide messenger RNA. Its product is annotated as leucine-rich repeat, immunoglobulin-like domain and transmembrane domain-containing protein 2. The coding region runs from base 1 to 1680 and encodes 559 amino acids. The record is from RefSeq and is a predicted model, not a curated record. NCBI's taxonomy places the organism in Eukaryota, Metazoa, Chordata, Actinopteri, Centrarchiformes, Centrarchidae. The transcript is spliced from 3 exons. Gene Ontology annotation, molecular function: protein binding.
AUGGACACCUUUUAUGUCACAUUACAUAUCGCUUUGGUAUUUUAUCUCAUCACCCCUGGGAAAUCAACUUGUCUGAUCGGUUGCUCCUGCACAGAUGAUAACUUGGAAAGGUCUUUGCUUUGUAUGGAAACCUCCAUGAGACGAAUCCCAGAGGACAUUCCACAUGAUUUCACUAAAAUUCGAAUUGAAAACAGCCGCCUGACUGAGUUACCUCAGGGAUCUUUGUCUAAAGUUAGUGCCUUGGAGUUCCUCUGGCUGAAUUUCAAUGAGAUCGCCCUGAUGAACAUAAAAAGCCUGGAGGGGCUGGCCAACCUAACUGAGCUCAGGCUACAAGGGAACAAGCUGACUUCAGUACCAUGGAUGGUGUUUCAGGACACACCGAAACUGAAGAUUUUGGACCUGAAGCACAAUAGACUGGACGUCCUGCCUGAACACGCUCUGAGACACUUACCUGCACUGACUUACUUAGAUUUAUCUUUCAAUCAGCUUACUGUCAUAUCAAAAGAUGUUUUCAUUAAUUGGCCUCGUUAUCGUACAGCAGAGAAAGAGUGGGAGAAGGAAGGGCUGGUUUCCAAUGUGGUUCUGGCGUUGCAUGACAACCCCUGGUUGUGCGAUUGCCGCCUCAAAGGCUUUGUUGAGUUCAUCAGGGCGGUGAGCCCUCCCAUCAUUCUGAUGAACUCUUAUUUGACAUGCUCAAGCCCCGCCUCCAAAGCAGGCAAGUUUUUCAAUGAGAUCCAGUUAAAAACAUGCAUGAAGCCGGUAGCCUCUGCCCCAGAGACUAACAUCACUUUACCUCUCGGAGCAAAUGCAACACUCACAUGCUUAGUCAAGGCCAGGCCAGGCCCAACCAUUCAGUGGAUGUACAGUCUGAAGAUUAUAAGAGGAUUUGCUGCUAAAGAGACUUACAUAGACGGGGACACAGUCACCUCCCAGCUGGUGAUUCCCUCUCUUCAGCUGGCAGACCGAGGACUCUACACCUGCAUGGCCAACAACUUCAUUGGCAACUCUUCUGUCAGCAUCAAGGUUAACAUUAGCUCCUCCAGUUCCUCUGUUCCUCUCCCUCCACAUGUCCCCAUGUUGUCAACCGACGAGAAUCCCUACAUUGACAUCCGCAUAGCUAAGCAGACAGUUUAUGGUAUCACCCUUGAGUGGUAUGCAGCAAGGAACAACCCAGAAGAAACCUGGUUCACCAUCCACUUUGGCAAAUAUGAUUUACCCAAAAAGGAGAUGAUCUACAUUGGCCCAGGCAUCAACAGCUACUCUGUCAGCGACCUGCUUCCUGUCACCAAAUACGAGGUGUGUGUGACCCUGAAGAACCAUCAGCCGAGGGAAGGCCAGUGCAUCGUAUUCGUGACGGGAAGUGACAUCAGUGAGCUUGAGCAAAGAGAGAGGCUCAUCCACAUUAUUGUCGUUGUGUGCGCCAUGAUGCUGGCAGUGCCGGCUGGCAUGUACGCCUGUACCACCGAGGCCAGGUUCAGCUGCGUGGAGCGCUGCAUGGAUCUGUGGAAGAUGCGCAGGCUGCGUGAAGAGAACCUGCAGAGGACGGAGAGGCAGGGCACCUUCGACAGCCUGCAGUCAGCCAGCGAUGAGGGCCUGUGCAGGGUCUCAGAGGAAAAGAUGAAAAAGAGGCGGAAGUCUGAGGACAGGAGCAAGGGAGGAAAUGCAGCUCAUCUGUACUAG